Oreochromis aureus is the source of this 1186-nucleotide messenger RNA. RefSeq names its product ras-related C3 botulinum toxin substrate 1-like. The transcript is spliced from 6 exons. NCBI's taxonomy places the organism in Eukaryota, Metazoa, Chordata, Actinopteri, Cichliformes, Cichlidae. Gene Ontology annotation, cellular component: cytoplasmic vesicle; cell projection; cell cortex. The record is from RefSeq and is a predicted model, not a curated record. Gene Ontology annotation, molecular function: protein kinase binding; GTP binding; GTPase activity. Bases 222 to 908 code for a protein of 228 amino acids. Gene Ontology annotation, biological process: motor neuron axon guidance; cortical cytoskeleton organization; establishment or maintenance of cell polarity.
AUUAACCACAAGGUAAAGGGUUAUUUUUGCAAAUAAAAUGAAAACUGAUUCAAAGCUACAGGAUAAAGACGUCUUUCAUUGGGUUUCUGGAUUUCUGGACGACACCAGUACCGUAAUGUUAAGAAUAAAGGAGCAGGAAAAUUGAAGGUGCGGCUGGCUUGACCUCGACUUGAUGAGCGCUCAUCUGCAGCAUCCGACCAUCCGGUUAAAAGGAAAGCAGCAUGAUGAGCAUCGAUCUGGGGUUAGCUGGCUCUCGGGCUAGCUGCGGCGCAAUGCAGACCGUUAAAUGCGUUGUCGUCGGAGACGGAGGAGUGGGUAAGACCUGUCUGCUCACCAGCUACACCACCAACGCCUUUCCGGGAGAGGAAAUCCCCUCAGUGUUCGACCACUACUCUUCCAAUGUUAUGGUGGAUGGGAACCCAGUGACCCUGGCUCUCUGGGAUACGGCAGGACAAGCAGACUAUGACAAACUUCGCCCACUUUCUUACUCACAGACGGUACAAAAAAAGAUCACAAUGCUGUAUUCUGACUGCUUUGUUUCUUUGUCUUACCAGGACAUUUUUCUUAUCUGCUUUUCGCUUGUGUGUUGUACCUCGUAUGAAAACGUCCGUCAUAAGUGGCACCCUGAGGUGAGACAUCAUUGUCCCACCACUCCCGUAAUCCUCGUGGGCACUAAACUGGAUCUGAGGGCUGAGAAGGAAACCCUGGAGGUGCUAAAGAAAAAGAAACUCUCCCCAAUUUCCUAUCUUCAAGGACUGGCCAUGGCCAAAGAGAUUGGUUCUGUCAAGUACCUGGAGUGUUCAGCCCUGACUCAACGUGGUCUUAAAACUGUGUUUGAUGAGGCCAUCCGGGCCGUCCUGUGCCCUCCACCUGUCAAAAAGAAGGGGAAGAGAUGCUCUCUCCUCUAAGACUUCCUUCACUGGAACAGUUACACAUGGCUGCUAGUGAUGAGGGAGAAACACACCAGUAUACACACACAAAAAUUUCAGUUAUACCAAUGCAGGGUCAGGUGUACAAGAAGAGGCUGGACUAUUUUAGACCCUAAUUCUGUCCUAACAAUACUGUAUAGAGGAGACCACGAAUUUCUUGAGGCCUUCUAAUAUGUAUUGGAUGUUUUGUAAGACACACCACAGAAUGCCUUCAGCUUUUUUUCCCACUGGUUGUCCACUGUUUGUGUGUGUGUGUG